GACGUCGUUGACGUCACGGAACGCCGGGCACCCUAUUGUAAAGUCACAAGCUCUAGGCCCCACCCUUUAUCUGUCUGUCCCAGGCUUCACUCGGCGUUCCUCCCCAGGGCCGGGGCGUGGCGAUGAAGGGCGGUCGAGAUCUUAAGGCCGCUCGGGGCGGAGCAGGUGAGACCAGUUCUGAGGGGAUGGAAGGUGACAAAAGGACUUCUGCCUGGAGGGGUUGGCCCUAGAGAGGGAGCCGGGGAAGGUAUGGGACCAGCAAUGCGGAGGCCGCUGCCCCGCAUGCGCCCUCGGUCAGAGUUCAUGUACCUGGCAUCCUGGGAUGGAUGCUCGCGCUUCGCCCCUGCAGACCGCCCCCUGGCUCCAGCCUACGCCCCGUGCCGCCCUGGGCGCCUCCAACGCCACCUCCUGAGCGGCGAGUUCGACCAGCUGCGCGACUUUCCCAUCUUUGAAAGCAACUUCGUGCAGGUGACCCGGUUUGGAGAAGUCGCCAACAAGGUCACCAUGGGGGUGGCAGCCUCUAGUCCUGCCCUGGAGCUGCCAGACCUGCUGCUGCUGGCCGGCCCUGACAAGGAGAAUGGACACCUGCAGCUCCUCGGGCUGUUUCCCUUGCAAUUUGUGCAGUUGUUUGUGCAUGAUGAGAGCCGCCAGCAGCUCAAGGUCAAGUUCCGAACUGGCCGCGCCUUCUACUUGCAACUGCGCUCUCCUCCAGAGACCCGCGACUGCGAGUUUGGCCGCUGGGUGCGGCUGCUCUACCGCCUGCGAUUCCACUCGCCCACCUGCGCAGUGCCCUUCACGCACGAGGACACUGCGCCUGAGGAAGAGGAGGAGGAGGAGGAGGAGGAGGAGGAGGAGGAAGUCAAGGAGGGGCAGUUGCAACCCCCGGAGGUGAGGGCGGGACCUCGAGCCCAGGGAUGUUGGGCCAGGAAGGAUGGAAAGGGACCAGGUAGGCCUGCUGGGGCCUGGACCCCUGGGUCUGAGGGAGGAGGGCUGGGGCCUAGACCUCUGGGUCUGAGGAAGGAAAACCAGUCCUGGAUCUCUAGGCCUAAGGAGAAAGGAACUCCUCCCUUCUUCCAUCUUCUUAGGGGUUCUAAGGAAAAGGCUACAGGGUCUGCAGCAGACUAGGGACUGUGUGGCUGAUAUUGUUAGCCCAGGUGCCCUAAAAGAAACCACACAGCCAUCUCCCAGCCUUUGCCUGGCACCAAGUGGGUUCUUGGCACCAAGUGGGUUCUAGGGAGAGAAACCGUCUCACUGAAGGGGUGGGCUACAGCUGGCCGUACAUGUCCAGUUCCCUGAAAGGGGAACUGAGGAUGACAGUUGUGGAAGGUGAGGCCUCUUCCCAAGACGCCCACAGGCCCACCUCUCUCAAACCCAGACCCUCAUGCUGGUCAGGCUCUCAGAUGUACACUCUUCUUAGUUUCAAGCCACAGAGGCCAGACUCGACCCGCAGGUCUCAGAACUCUGGGGGCUCUGACUCAGACAAGAUCCUUCCAGAUCGCCAAAGGACCAGAAAUCAAGUCAGCUCAGCUCAGAGCCAGAGAGAUGGAAUUUUAAACUUAAUAAAGAUCAGGCUCUUAAAACCUACACUGAAGCCCUGGUUCUUUAUGUGACAAUCACCAAGGCAACAGGCUGCCUCCAGGGCUUCCUCUAGGCCUCUCUGCCUUUGGUGCCUUGAUAUGCAAGGGUUUUCCAAUUGGCUUCCCUUUUUUCCCUCCGCUGGAGGUGACAUCCAGAGCCUCCACCUUCUAAGGAAGACCCCACCCUCAGCCACACCCCAUCCCCUCACUAUGGUCUAGACAGGGGCUCUACCACUGAGUCCCUGAGCUCUCUUUUCACUUUUUAUUUUAAUGCAGGGUAUCAUUUAAUUGCCCAAGACGUCUCUGCCCUUUCUACCUCUGCCUCAGCCUUCCAGAUAGCUAAAAUGACAGCUGUACCCAGACCUGUCUUGGCUGUCCUUUGUGGGUGGUGACAGGCCUGUGUCCUCCUCUCUGUAGGUAAUGUUCAAGAGAGUUUAGGCCACAGGGCAUGAGCUCCACCUUUGACUCUUGUAAAUGCCAUGACAAGCAGUUCCCCCAGCAGACGCUGUCUUCCAAGAUGGUGACCGCAAUGACUAACCCCACCCACAAGGGGACAAGAACUACAGACUCUGGAAAGAUGGACACAUGAUAAUUUGAGCAACAGUUCUUUAUCACAGUGAUCAUUCUGGAAAGAUGACUGCCAUCCCAAGAGUUGCAGCGCUGGUGUCCGGGUUCUGAUGACUUAUUUAGCAGGUGAUGAGCUGUCACUGUGGCACUGCAGGAGAAAUGAGAGGUGGGUGAGGCAGGGUAAGAUGGACUGCACCAUGUCUCUACCCAAAAUCCGCCAGCAGAGGGAGCAAGAGAGUUCCCAUCCAGCAAACACCAGUGUAGUCAUGGUCCUCUCUCUCUCUCUCUCUCUCUCUCUCUCUCUCUUUCUCUCUCUCUCUCUCUCUCUCUCCCUCCCUCCCUCCCUCCCUCCCUCCCUCAGCAGGGCUGCAUGUAACCCCAGAUAUCCUUGAACUCAAAUAUGUAGCUUGAACUGCUAGUCCUCCUGCUUCCACCUUCCCAAUGCUGGGAUGACAGUCAUCCACCACUGUGGCCAGCUUACAGAGUGCUGGGGAUGGAGCCGAGGCUUUGUGCUAGACAAACACUGUCUCCAGACCCACAGAAAGAGAAAGGGUCUCAUGGCAUCCAACAUUCCACAUAGUUGAGGCUCUUGAUAUCUCAAGCACCUAAGAACUAUGGCUACAGAUGUGCUUUGACAUGCCGGGCCUUUUGUUUUUAAAAUUGUUUCUAAUGUUUUAAAUUUAUUUAUUUUAUGUUGAGUGCAUUGUAGUUGUCUUUAGACACCCUAGAAGAGGGCAUCAGAUUCCAUUAAAGAUGGCUGUGAGCCACCUUGUGGUUGCUGGGAAUUGAACUCAGGACCACAGGAGCAGCCAGUAUUCUUAACCACUGAGCCAUCCCUUCAGCCCUUGUUCUAAAAUUUAAUCAGUUAUUUUAUGUGUGUGUUUAUGUUCUCCAUGUGCAGGGCCUAAAGGGGGCUUUGGAGCCCCUGGAACUGGUGCUACCAAUGGCUGUGAGCCAUCAUGGAGUCCUGGGAACUGAACUCGGGGCCUCUUGAAGAGCAGCCAGUGCUCUUAACCACUGAGUCAUCUCUCUAGCCCUUGAUUUUUCACUUUAUAAUGUUUUGACGGGAUCAUACUAUGUAACUCAGGCUGACUUAGAAUUCACUCUGUAGCAUAGGUUGGCUUCAAACUCACAUCUCCUAGAUCAGCUUGAGCAUUCUUGGGUACUGGAAUGACAGAUGUGCAGCACACCCCAGACAGUUUAAAAGUCAUUUUAAAUCCCAAAUGGGGAUGCUCUGAGAACCUGCCAGCUGUCAGAAGUCAGCGGGAGUCUGCCGUGAGGAUGCAUCUGAGCUGACUUAGUCACCCACAAGAAGACCCCAGAAUAGAGGGUGGCUCAGCCUGACUCCAGAAUGCAGCCAGUGGGAGGGGGAGGCGGGGUGCUCCCAGAACUGUCCCUGAGGGGCUGAAGAUCCUGUUUGCUAAGCUGUCUCAGGGCCAGGGACAUCAGCAUUGUCAAGUGUCUCCAGAUCAAGCAGGGGCAUGCUAAUGUGUACUCUGGGCCACCUGAUCUGCCUCCUUCCACAAUGUCUUGGGGACUGAAUCCAGCAAAGGAGAUGAGGAAGUUUUCUUGGAAGAUGGUUCAGCAUAUGCCAGAGACCAAGAGUAGGGACAUAUGUAGCCACUGUAGUCCCACCAAGACACACGACACCACUGUGGUCCCACCAAGACACGCGACACCGAAUUCCAGGCUGGAAAGACUGUGGUGAUGGUGGGGGAGUUUGACGAGUAGGGGAGCGCUAGCUCAACUCUGAUUCCAGGGGCGAAGGACAGGAGGAGGCUUGACAGAGGAGGGAUUGCAGGUGGGGCACAAGCUAGGGCUGGUGCUCUCCAACCCCAGGGCCUUUGCAUGACCUGUAUUGCCUUCUUGCCUGGGGCAUCUGGGUAGGUUCGCCAGGGGCCCUGGAUUAGGGUCAGUCAGUGUGGGACCAUUCCCUUCUCACCUCGGACAUCCAGUUUGCAUUCAGCCAGGGCUUCCCCCAGCUCAUUGAAGGCGCGGCAGGAAUAGGUCCCUGCAUCAAAGGGUGACGGUCGGCGGAUGUUCAGUGUCAGGAUGCCCUGGUAGUUGGUUAUGAGGAAUUUGGGAUCUUCAUGGAUUUCCAUCUUGUUCUUCAUCCACACCACCUUUGGCUAGGGAAGGGAACCAGGGAGAAAGCUGACUUAAAGGGAUGUCCUGGACAGAAACCAUGACACUACCUGCAUGGGUACACAGGAGAGACAGAGGACCCCAGUUGGCCACUAUUCCUCAUCACCUCCCACCUUUCCUCCCUGUGCUCCAGGCACUGCUAUUUUGGGGACAGACCCGAUGAUGACUUCCCACCCAGGGCCCUGGGACUGUCUGCUCCCUCUCCCAACCCUGCAGUUCCUGCCUGUCCCACCCUUCCCUGGCCAGCUGCAUCCCGGCCAGGGAUGUCUCUCUUACUGUCUUAGCCCUGCCUCUCGUUCUCUGUCACGCUUAUCACCAUUCACGGUUUUAUAUCACUUGUGAGACUUGAGACCAGUGUCAUUCUUCCUCCAACACAAAGGAACUUCUUUGUCCCAUUUGUGAAGCACAAAUAAAGUUCAGGAAAAUA
Mus musculus (house mouse) is the source of this 4716-nucleotide messenger RNA. RefSeq names its product golgi associated RAB2 interactor 5A (gene Garin5a). The record is from RefSeq and is a predicted model, not a curated record. Bases 250 to 1125 code for a protein of 291 amino acids. The transcript is spliced from 3 exons. Lineage: Eukaryota; Metazoa; Chordata; Mammalia; Rodentia; Muridae. Gene Ontology annotation, biological process: spermatid development; anatomical structure morphogenesis. Gene Ontology annotation, cellular component: Golgi apparatus.